Molecule: messenger RNA, 2475 nt
Organism: Hippocampus comes (tiger tail seahorse)
Lineage: Eukaryota; Metazoa; Chordata; Actinopteri; Syngnathiformes; Syngnathidae
Product: ankyrin repeat and sterile alpha motif domain-containing protein 1B-like
Biological process (GO): ephrin receptor signaling pathway
Cellular component (GO): cytosol
Molecular function (GO): ephrin receptor binding
Source: RefSeq, a predicted model, not a curated record
GUUCUGAAGAUUAGUCUGAUCGGGCACCGCAAACGGAUCUUAGCCUCGUUGGGGGACCGACUCCACGAGGACACCCCCCAGAAACCCCCGCGGGCCAUCUCCCUCCGGGAGCCCGGCGGCAUUCACACUCCCCCUCAGCUCAGCCCGGCGGCGUACGCGGCGGGGGUCCCGGGCGGCUCCCUGGACGUGCAGCACCUCAUCAUGCAGGCGGACGCGCGGCGGCGCCAGCGCAGCAACGACAACUACUUUGACGACGUGCCGCGAUCCAAACUGGAGCGGCAGAUGGCCCAAGUCAGCAUGUGGGUGACGGGAAGCGCUCGGAUCUGUGUUGCUGCCCCCCCCUCGACGCCUGAGAUUGGCUGUCGUUCGCAGGCGGGCGAGUGGUGCGAACCCAUCACGUUGCGUCCGCCCAACGAGGCCACCUCGUCCACACCCGUUCAGUACUGGCAGCACCACCCUGAGAAGCUCAUCUUCCAGUCCUGUGACUACGAAGCUUACUACCUGGGCUCCAUGCUGGUGAAGGAGCUGAGGGGCACCGAGUCGACGCACGACGCCUGCGCCAAGAUGAGGAAGUCGACGGAGCAGAUGAAGAAGGUGCCCACCAUCAUCCUCUCCGUGUCCUACAAGGGGGUCAAGUUCAUCGACGCCACCAACAAGAACAUCAUCGCCGAGCACGAGAUCCGCAACAUCUCGUGCGCCGCUCAGGAUCCCGAGGACCUGUCCACCUUCGCCUACAUCACCAAAGACCUCAAGUCCAGCCACCACUACUGCCACGUCUUCACCGCCUUUGACGUGAACCUGGCGUACGAGAUCAUCCUGACGCUGGGCCAGGCCUUCGAGGUGGCCUACCAGCUGGCCCUGCAGGCACGCAAGAGCGGCCACGGCUCGUCCACGCUGCCCGAGAGCUUCGACAGCAAGCCCGGCAAGCCCGUGCCCAAACCGCGCGGCGUCAACAUCCGAAAAUCCAUGGAGCAGGCGUCCAUGGAGCAGAAGGGCCACGCCAACGUCCCGUGGAUAGUGGAGCCGGGUCAGGAGGCCAAGAGAGGAGUCAACACCAAGUACGAGACCACUAUUUUUUAACAUGUCGCCUUGUGCACUCCUGCGUGUGUGUGCCUUUCCGAGGGCGGGCAUAGUAGGGGGCGGGGCCAAGGGGGGGGGGCGGCAGAUUUGAUGGGCAGCAGAUUUGUUGGUCAGGUGCGGCAGGGGUGGGGGAGGGCUCGAGUCGGGCAUAAAAGCAAAACGCAUCCCGCCAGUCCUUCCUCCUCCGUUAGGCCACCUGCAUGACAACGUUUGGGGUGCACUUCUGUUUCCACCUCCAGGGGGCAGCGUCAGCCCCCACAACUUCCUGUUUGUGGGUCAGUCAUUUCCUUUCUUCCUUUUUUGCUUUCUGCUUUGUUCUGAAUUGUCCGAGCGUCCCGCCCCCUGACAACUUGAUUGACAGAUGCAGCAGUGUUUUAGCUGCCCGGGAGGCCGUUGUCAUAGAGACAGCAGCAAGCGGAGGUGCGCUUUUGGUUUUGUCGUCUUUUCUGUUCCUUUCGUUCCAUCAAAUAGCUCUACAGUGUUUCUUAGCUGGUUUACUGAGGUGUCUUUACAAAGCAUGUGGCUCGUGAGACGCAUGGCGGCCAUUUUGCUGAGGGGCGAUGGGGGGUGAUACCGAGGGCUCUCCGGAUAAGUGAUGUCAUCUCAUUUUGCAGGGCAGUGGCGGACGCUCAUGUCUUUUACUGUGGAAAUCAAAGAAUGUAGCCAGCCAUAAACACAUGGACCUUGUCAGGCAUAACACGCACGCUCUUUUCAAAGGACUACAAACAUGGACUCCCUCCCCCACCGCUGUUCCGCGUUUAAGCUUGACUGCUUUGUGACACACAAACACACAAUAGGGAAGUGAAUGUUCUGCUCCAACCUUUUUGUGGGGGAGGUUACCAUGGAGAUGGACAAUUGGGCAUGUCUUUUUUUUUUUUUCCAAACAAAUUCUUCAAGGUGAGAAGACUGGUAUCAAUGUUGAAUAUGAGAGUAUUAUAACGCCACCCAAAUGAUCUUGUGCAAUUCUCAUCUGCUGUCACCCUCAUGUCAGAUUAUUUUUCUAUGCGCUCGAGACCGAUGGCCGCCCCCCCCCUGAAAAAAAACCCAACAAAAAAAGAAGCGUGAAUGUGCUGACCUCCGUCCCUCCUCUCUGAACUGUAUUCAACUACUGUACGUAUGGGAUCUGAGGGGAUAAAAUGUACAUAAAUAUUUUGCCAACUCAUUGUUGAUAACUGUAAUGUAAAAGAUGGAUAGACACUUUGUGGCACUGGGAAAAACAGCUAAACCAAGACAAAAAAGACAUGUACUAGAUGAUUCUAUAGAUGAUGUACUUGGAGUGGCGUUCAUGUAAAUAGGCUUGGGGCUUCCAGCACGCUGAUUUUUUUGUAAUUUUAUGCCAUUAUUUAUAACCCUGUAAAGCACACAUGGAAUAAAAUAGGACUUGUACAACCAUGA